AUGUGGCCUUUAGCCACUCGAGUCGCCAGGGCGGCAAUUUUCACGCUACUACUCGCAUCGCUUGCGACCGCGCUUCCACACGGGGACGAUGAAUCAAUGGACAUGGGAAUGCAUAUGAACACGAGCACCGACGCGCCGCAACCUACACCCACCGCCAUGCAAGCUAACACCGAUGGUCCCAUGAGCUAUUUUGCGUAUAGCAAGCACUCCAGCACCAUUAUUGCUCACAUUGCCCUUAUGGUUCUAGGAUGGUGCUUUGUUCUUCCUGUCGCUGUCAUGCUGAGCAUCGCACGCUCACGGCUUGCGAUUCUAUCACAAUUCCUCUUCCUGGCCUUCAACGCGUUCGGUGUCCUACUUGGGGUUAUCUAUAACAGCCAGACCCCAGACCUCUACGAGAACAAUGCGCACCACAAGCUCGGCUGGGUUGCGACGUGUGCUGUAUCCACCCAGGUCGUCCUGGCUUUGCUCUUUGCCUACGCUGGCCGCGGCGAGUCGAAUAAGUCGAAUACGCCCUCUUAUGAACACGCUGCGUUUCUGCCUGUCGCGACGGACGAUAAUGAUAACGAGCAUGCUUGCUUCAACGGUGCGAUGCGCGAGCAUCGCUGGUCUCGCGAUAGUGGUCAGGGAACCGAUAGCAACUCGUCUUCUAUUCAUAGCCCUGGAUCGUGUUGCGAGUCGCCUACCGAUUACGACGGAUUUGAAAAGCCCGACGAACUACCGAAGGAUACCGCUCCGCAAGGCUGGAUUCGUCACACCGGUGUUGGUCGUUUCUUGUCCAAGACUGUCCCUGGUCUGAUCCCCGGCCGAGUUCUCCGCGUUUUGAAUGUCGUGUAUAAUAUCGUUGACCGUGUCAUUCUUCCAUUCGGAUUUGUCUGUAUUGCGACUGGGGCUGUGACUUAUGGUGGUAUCAUGAGGGGCCAUGAAAUCUUCAACGGCCUUGCUCACUUCAUCAAGGGUGGUAUUUUCUUCUGGUACGGUGUCCUGACACUUGGACGUUAUAUCGGUUGCUGGGCAGAUCUGGGCUGGGCCUGGAACAAGAAGCCUUCGGCGUCUAUUGUCGGCUGGAAAUCUAAGGUUCCAUCAGCUGAAGCCACAGAAUCAUUCGUCAUUUUCCUAUAUGGCGCGACAAAUGUCUUUCUCGAGCACCUAUCCGGUGCGGGCAAGGCAUGGUCUGCUACAGACCUCGAGCACGUUUCGAUUUCUGUGCUGUUCUUCGGCGGCGGUUUAGCCGGUAUGCUUUUCGAAUCUACCUGGAUCCGCGAAUUGGUCAACAACACCAUCCUCCAGACCCCUGCUCAUGGCACCUCGGAUGAAGCCUGGACGCCACCGAGGUCGCAGGGCGUUUCCUUGAACCCCAUGCCACCCCUAGUUAUUAUGUUGCUUGGCAUGAUGAUGGGGUCGCACCACCAGGACAGCAUGACAUCGACUAUGGUACACAAGCAGUGGGGUAACAUGUUGGUUGGAUUUGCGCUGUCGCGCGGCAUGACAUACGUUCUGUUAUAUCUCAAGCCACCGACCUCGUACCUCCCGGCUCGUCCCCCGACCGAGAUCAUCGCUGCAUUCUGCCUAAUCUCGGGAGGUCUGAUUUUCAUGAUGAGUACCCGAAAUGUGAUCCAAACUAUGGAGUACUACGACGUGGACGCAAUGUUCACCUUCACUGUCGGCCUAGGCUUCAGUGCUUUCGUUAUGGCUUAUGAGAUCUUGACAAUUGCCCUCAAGGCCUGGGCCGUGAGGCGCGCACAGCGCCCUCAGCCAAACUUCCGCUUCGAGUGA
Penicillium roqueforti is the source of this 1773-nucleotide messenger RNA. RefSeq names its product Ytp1 family protein. Bases 1 to 1773 code for a protein of 590 amino acids. The record is from RefSeq and is a predicted model, not a curated record. The transcript is spliced from 4 exons. Lineage: Eukaryota; Fungi; Ascomycota; Eurotiomycetes; Eurotiales; Aspergillaceae.